UUCAUGCUAGCGUUGAUACAUAUAUAACAGCAAAACAUCAUGUUUGCUGUGGCAGGAUUUCAGUAACCUGAUGCGUUAGAUGGUUUGUUACAUAGAACCAUCUGAGAAGUCGACCGUGGAAACUGUUCGGAAAAGUUGCAGGAACUUUAAAAAAAGUACCCGGCAGGUGAUUGGAUGAACCAUCUGUCUGUCACCUUGUGAGGCAGCCGGACACUGAUUGAUCCGAACCAUCGGUGGUUCGGACACAAGCGUAUAACUUGAAGCCUGACAAGAUGGAUUCUCACAUGAUCUCACAAAUCCAGCUGCCUCUCAAAGUUAAGAUUCAAGGUUAGACCCAAUAGUUCCUGGUCCAUUGGGGACUUCUUGGGACAGGAACUAAAUUCAGACCCUGAUUCCUGUAAUUUAGAAACUGUUGUUUGAUGAAAUAACCAGAUGUCUUUGUCUGUUUUUGGCUAAUGCAGUGAAUUAAAUACCUCAUAACGAAGGUUUUUGAUCAGAGCAGAAAAGACCAGAAUGCAGAACAGGAUCUGAAGCUGUUUGCAUUAAAAACAAACAAUGCAAUUUAAGAGCUCUUCAUGUAUCAGCAGUGCUCUCUGUCUGCAUGUGUAAAGUUCAAGGCCGCUCUCUGUCAGGUUGUUAAAGGGAGUUCUGGGAAAUGUAGGAAACCACUGAGAGUCACUGAGGUUGAAAAAGUUCAGAGAAACUAGUAAAUUUCAACACUUUACCACCAAAUACUCAUUAUAAUCAUGUUUUGAACUUCCAAACUGGGCUCCUGAGCCCUUGAGAGGGUCCUUGGGAGUUUCCCGGGAACAUGAGGGCUAGUUUAAUGUCAGUAAAAGGUGUCUGCACAGUGAGAGAGCGGAUAAAGGUGUGUUCACGGUCAGGAGUUCAUUACUUCCUCACCUACAGCUCAGACUGUUACGUCAUUCUGUACCUAGUCUGAAAUCUUUAAGGGAGGGGUGAGAACGUUUCGGAGCGCAGGUCUGAAUGCGCGCACCUGCGCUCCUGCUCCCGCGUCUUGACUUGAAGACGAGGGUCCAAAGGGACAGAGUGAGCACGCGCCAGCCGUGACAGUCUCGUGGCACGGUGUUUGUGUGUCCUUUUGGCUGAAACACCGGCUUGACAAUAAACAGAUGAAGGCGGCCGCGGGGCCUGUGCCACCCCGGUGGGAGGAGAGGACGGAGCAGAGGGCAGGUCCAGCAGGGCGCGGUCUUCUUCUUCUCCCGCGGCACCUCAUCUAUACUGUAGUAGGAUCUCUUCCAUUUCCAUUUCUGCCAACAGCCCUGCGCCACAGGGACGCAUUGAGAAAAAACCCGAGAGGCAGAAACCGCUGCGGGGACACCCUUUGACCGCCGUGCCCAAAAGGCGCAGCCAGCCUACGCACCGCGCGCCUCUGUGUCUGUCUGAAGCCCGUUUCUCACAGCUCCGACACAGAGAGGCAGCUUUGAACCUGCCUGCCAAGAUAAACUCACCUCGCCUAUUUAUGCCCCUGCCUCUGCGUGCACUCGGGACAGGAGAGUGUCAGCAGCUCAGAGGACAGGUUCAGGUCGUUCCAGCUCGUCUCCAGCGGCGCACUGGCCACUUUUACGCGCCGGGAAUGGCGACUUUUGGGGACUCGGGGAUGAGUCCUGCUCCGUUACCUCCACUCUAAAAUUAUAAAGGGGAGCCCACGCGGGGGGGAGGCACAUCAAAGAAAUACAGCGGUGACAUUUUGGCCACCCGCCCGGGGGUUACACACCGGCCCCGGGGUGGAAUGCUGCUCCCGACGCUGGUGACGUGCCUCGCCGGGUGCGCCUUUCUCCUCUCGCCGGUCAGCGAGGGCUGCGGGCCGGGUAGAGGCUAUGGCAAGAGGCGGUCACCGAGGAAGCUCGCGCCGCUCGCCUACAAGCAGUUCAGCCCCAACGUGGCCGAGAAGACUUUAGGGGCCAGCGGGAGAUACGAAGGGAAAAUAACCCGGAACUCUGAGCGCUUCAAGGAGCUCACCCCGAACUACAACCCCGACAUCAUCUUCAAGGAUGAGGAGAACACAGGUGCAGACCGCAUGAUGACACAGCGCUGCAAAGACAAGCUGAACUCUUUGGCCAUUUCGGUGAUGAACCUGUGGCCCGGGGUCCGGCUGCGGGUCACCGAGGGCUGGGACGAGGACGGCCAUCACUCGGAGGAGUCGCUGCACUACGAGGGCCGGGCGGUGGACAUCACCACCUCAGACCGGGACAGGAACAAGUACGCCAUGCUGGCUCGACUGGCGGUGGAGGCCGGGUUCGACUGGGUCUACUAUGAGUCCAAGGCCCACAUCCACUGCAGCGUCAAGUCAGAUCACUCAGUGGCAGCCAAGUCUGGAGGCUGUUUCCCCGGCGAGGCGCUGGUCAGUCUGGAGGACGGCCAUCAGAAGUUCAUCCGUGACCUGCGACCUGGCGAGCGAGUCCUGACCUCAUCUGGCAGCGACGGCAGCGGUGAGCUGGUAUACGACGAAGUCGUGACCUUCCUGGACCGCGACCCAGUGACCCAGAAGCUCUUCUACACCCUCCAGACAGAAGCUGGUGCCCACCUCUCGCUGACCGCCGCCCAUCUGCUGUUUGUAUCCGAGGGUAACUGCUCAGAAGGGGCAGUGCCGGCCCGUGGCGCCCUGAGGACUGUGUACGCCAGCGACGCCCAGCUGGGACAGUGUGUCCUGGUGGUGGAGGGUAACGCGGGACAGAGUUACAGUGAGGGGCAUCUGUCUCGGAUUACCCGGGUCACUGUGAGGGAGAGCAGGGGGGCGUUUGCACCUUUAACCAAGCGGGGGACGCUGGUGGUGGACGGCGUGGUGGCAUCCUGCUACGCGGUGGUGGACCAGCAAUCCCUUGCUCACUGGGCCUUCUCGCCGCUCAGACUGAUGCACAGCUGGACCAGCGCCGUCGGGUACCAAGAGGACGGGGUCCACUGGUACUCACGGCUUUUACACUGGCUGGGGGGGAUGCUGCUGGACUCAGGACGCUUCCACCCGCUGGGCGUGGCUCAGGCCGACAGGUGAGGACAGAAACUCAACCCCCCUCACCUUGUGACUUGGAUGUACCCCAAAUACACGCCUGCUCUGACAUCAUCAGAGCUGUACGGGACCAUGAUGGACCACCUGACGAAAUGCUGCUAAGGCCUCAUGGGAGUUUUUCAACUGGAAAAACAGGGAAAAAGAAGAAUAAGAAGCUGUGAACUGACACAGAUAAAUUCUCCCAAAACACAGACAGCAAAUACGAGCACUCAGAGUCAGAAAGACCACAAAGAAGUGCACAAACAGACUUUUUAUAACACUUGUAUCCUUAAAACACUAUGAAACAAAAAUCCCUUAAAACACUCUUAAAUAAUCUGUAAUUUACUCCUGAAAACACUGAACCAGACACCUCAAUCAUGUAUCAAGGUGUUUGGUUUAGAGGUGUAAGUUAAAACCCAUCAUUAAUUUUAGGGGCUACAUCACUUUCCCCUUCAUUUACACAUAAAUGAAGGUUUGGAUCUGGGUUCACAUUUGGGUUUAAGGUUGCAAAUGAAUUAACAUUUGAAGGGAUUCUUAUUCAGUAUUCAGGUAUUUAAUAUGUUGACCUCAUGCUUGGGGUUCAUCAGGAGAUAAAUAACCAGAUUAUAAUAUAUUUAGGGCUUUUAAUGGGGUUUCCUCACUGCAUUAAAGGGUUAAAAACACUUCACACAAUGACAUGAAAGCCAUCUGUGAAAUUUCACCAUAAGCGAAUAAUUAAGGCACUUCUAAAGUAUAAAAUAAAGGAUGGCUUUCAUGUUAUUUGAUUAGUUUUAAAGGGUUUUAACCCCCUAAAAAGCUUCUAAACCAUGCAGGUAAUCCAUUAAAAUCCCUUCAUAUGCAUUACAAUCCAUUAAUUUACCCUAAAUAUGGUGCAAACCUAUAAAACUCCUGAAUACUGAAUGAGAAUCCCUUAAAAUAUCAUUAUUUUGCACCUCCUAAACCAAAAUCUCAACCUUAAUAAUACAUUCAUCUGAUCUGUCAAAUACUUUAAAUGUCUGUGUAAAAGUCUCUAAUCACAAUACGUUAAUUGAUCUAUAAUCAUCCCUUAAAAUCUCGUACAAAACACCUCAGUUUCAUCACUAUUAAAUGGUAAAUUAAUGGUAUUUCAAGGUAAAAAUUUAAGGGAUUCGGUUUCAUAGUGAAAUGGGGUUUUGUGCUCGAGUUGUAUGUAACUUUUACUGCUUAAUACAGAAAUUUUUAGGACGAAUGAUAGUUGAUAUUUAAGUGUUGUUUGUUUACAGAAAUCCAAUAAUGUUUAUGAAGUUAUUGUGGGUGAAGAGAUAUGAAAAGAUCUAUUUUUUAAAUUAAAUUAUAUGGAAAUGA
Messenger RNA from Thunnus maccoyii (southern bluefin tuna), 4330 nucleotides. RefSeq names its product indian hedgehog B protein-like. The record is from RefSeq and is a predicted model, not a curated record. The transcript has 3 exons. Bases 1754 to 3013 code for a protein of 419 amino acids. Lineage: Eukaryota; Metazoa; Chordata; Actinopteri; Scombriformes; Scombridae. Gene Ontology annotation, molecular function: patched binding; calcium ion binding. Gene Ontology annotation, biological process: cell-cell signaling; intein-mediated protein splicing; multicellular organism development.